Molecule: messenger RNA, 3798 nt
Organism: Nothoprocta perdicaria
Lineage: Eukaryota; Metazoa; Chordata; Aves; Tinamiformes; Tinamidae
Gene: FHAD1
Product: forkhead associated phosphopeptide binding domain 1
Exons: 29
Coding region: 1-3798 (1265 amino acids)
Molecular function (GO): protein binding
Source: RefSeq, a predicted model, not a curated record
AUGGCGGCCGGGGCGGCAGCGGGCCGCGGAGGAGGGGGGGUCACCCGAGCCAGCGCGCGAGGCGCCUUGCCCACAGGCGGCGGGGCUGUGAGAGCCUUCCUGAGGGGCGCCGAGGGCUGCUUCCCGCUGAGGUCGCCCACCACCACCAUAGGGAGGAACCGGGACGCUGACAUCGUGCUGCAGUCUGCAGGUGUGGAGGAGCGGCACGCGGCGCUAGACUGCGCGGCCGCCGGCUUCGUGCUGCGCGACCUGGCCUCGUCCCGCGGCACCCUGGUCAACGGCUGCCACGUGCACGGCGCCGCCGUCGGCGUGGGCCCCGGCGACGUGCUGCGCUUCGGCCCGCGCGGCCCCGGCUACGAGCUCGUGCUGCUGGAGGACGGCGCGGCCUCGAUACUUGCAGUCAGUCCCCUGCAGAGCCGCAAGGUACUUGCGGAUAUUGGCCGGGAUUCUUGGUGUGGCAUUGAGGGAACUGUGGCUCCUACGCAGACUGACCUUUUCCGCCCAUGCUUGCCCAGCAUCUUGACAAAUAUAUCAGGAAAUGGGCAGAGUGAUGUGGCAGGAGCACCUUCACCAGAGAUUCGUGAUGUGGAUUUCCUUCUUCAGGAAAAGGAUGAAAAGCUUCUGAGUCUGGAAAAGGAAAUCAGUCGCCUCUUGGGUUUUGAAACCGAAAUGAAGCAUAAAGAUACACUGAUAGCAAAUCUUCAGAAUGAAAUUGCAAGGAUGGUGAAGACUGUGGCCCAGGCUGCUGCUAGAAACAAUGUAGAGCUGAGUCAGAAGCUGCUAACCUUUGACCAAGAAAUGGGAGCAAAAACAGAGGAGAUUAAAGCCUUAAAAGAACAGAUCAGCAACCUCCAGAAAGACUCCAGCCAAGUUUUGAGCCAUUCCCUCUCUGAAAGAGACCUGGAAAUUGUAAGCCUGAAAAAACAAAGCGAGAAGCUAAAGAGGGAUCAAGCUUUAACUGCAGGACUAGUGACCAGCCUGCAAAGAGAGAUUGCUAUAAAGGAGCAGAAAAUUCAGCAGCUCAACCAGGAGGUUGAAAACAUGAAGAAGGACAACAGAGAAAAGGACAAUCAGCUAGCAGUUGUUUCUGCCAAGUACUCCAGAAUUAAAGAGGAAAUGAAGUAUGAACUCGGAGAGAAAGAAGUCAGUGCUUACCGAAACCGCAUUGGAGAUCUUGAACUUCAUGUGAAGGGACUGCAAGGAGAAAUACAGAAGUAUCGCACUGAACAAGAAACCAUGAAAAACAGGCUCUCCAAGAAGACAAAGGCUGAAGAGGAGCUGAAAAAAGCAUGUGAAAGGAAAGGUCAGCAAGUGCAGGAGAUGGGGCGCCGGGAACGCCUGCUGAAAUCCAAUUUGGAUCGGGCCAAAGAUCAGCUGGAGUCUUUCAAACAGCAAGUGGUGCGAGUCUGUUUUCCCCAAGCAACCAGAGCUGCGGAGAAGUCGCCCACAGAUGAGCAGUUAAUUGAGAAGAUCAGGAAGAUCUCAGAUGAAAACCAGCAACRUCUUGAAAAAGAGAAGCUUUUCCAGAAGGAAAUAACUUCUCAUCUCACGAAGGAAAAAGAACUGUCUGAAAAUGUCGAAGUGUUCAUGAAAUCAUUAUAUGGGCUCCAGGCUUUCCUCAGGACCUGUCGUGGCAGCGCCAGCCUGAGACAGGAGCUCUGCACCUUUGAGGCUCUGCGCGUGGGCCCUCCUGUCUCGGAAGUCCACAAGGCUGUGGCUGGGACCGUGCGCUGUCUCCUGGCCUGGAUGGAGGGAGUGGAGCAGCUCCUGGAGAGUGCGGGGCUGGACCUGCCUUCCUCUGAUGAAGGAUUGUCAGCUUGUAUCAGGAUGUUGUUGGAAAACAACCAUGAAGCCACACAAAGGAUUCAGCUACUGGAGACCCAAUUAGACAAAGUCCAGAAGUCUCAGGAUGCUUUGCUACAGGAGCAUUUGAAUGAUCUGAAAGCAAAACAUAAUCAAGACCUACAGAUAAAAAUCAAUCAGAUUAUCCUGGAGAAGGAGGAGGAAAGCAAAGAGAUUCUGGAGAGUGCUGUCGCCAAGGAGAAAGACAAGUUCAAGCAGUCUGUGGAUGAAGAAAAGAAGAAGGUCCAAGACUUGGAAUGUCAUCUGAGAAGUAUGACUGAGGUAAUUGAAAUGAAGUCAAAAGAGCAGGAAAUGAUAAAUGUCAAACUACGAGAAGCUAUGGACAACCUAGAAGAGACUGGGAAGCGAGAGGUCAUGUUAAAGCAGCAGUUACUCAUGCAAGAUGAACAGCUAAAGAUCACUCAGGAUGAAAAAGAGUUACUGAAGCAGAAAUUUCAGGAAGAGAUAGUGGAAUAUAAAGAACAAAUUAAGCAACAUUCCCUGACAAUUGUUGAGCUAGAAGACAGAUUGCUGGAGGCCAAACAGGAGCAGAAGAUUUUAGAAGAGGAAAAGACUGCGCUUUUGGAAAAAAUAGAAGGACUUCAGAGUGAUCCCUGCAGGUCAUCAUCAAGUGCUUCACUAGCAGCUUCUCAUACAGAGGCAUCCCCUUGUUGUCUUGUAGAAUUAGCCGCUGCACAGAAGGCAAUCCUGUCCAAAGAGGCUGUCAUUGCUGGGCUCACAAAAGAGCUUGCGGAAACCAAAGCCCGAAUGUCAGACAUGAAAGGAGAGCUCAGUGAGAAGCAGAAGGUGGAGUUGGAGUGGAACCUGAGCCGCGUGAAGUGCCAGGAGAGCGAAUUGAGAGCCCUUAGAGAGAAGCUUUAUGAGAUGUCAAACCUUGUGGAUAAGAAGGAUAAAGACCUGAAAGCAGUUGCUGAAGAGCUAAGGCAAGCCCAAGAAAACCUGAAAGUGCUGAAAGAUGCCUCAAAAGAAACAGCAAAAGAGACUUUUCCUCGAACACAAGUGCAGGCCAGCGCUGCAGCAGCAGAUGAAGUAUCUGAAAGGGACCUGGCUUUGGGUUUGGCUGAGCUGGGUGCAAAAUGCAGAGGCCUCAGGCACGAGGAGACCAUUCAGCGCCAGAAGGAAGGCUUGGCCGAGCUCCGCGAAAGGAUAAAGCUGCUGGAGAAGGCGCAGGCUGCAACAAACUGGGGGCUGGAGCCACUUGUGAUUCUGAAGAGGGAUUUGCCAGAGAAAACAGCGCAGAGAGCAGGACUCGCAAAGGAGCAUCUGUCCCAAGGCAGUUCCAGCAAGUUUCCCAGCAGUUUUCCUAGCGAGYGUUCGCCUGGAGCAGCUGAGGAGCCCGCCAGUGUGGCAGCAUCUGAUGCACUAGACCUCAGUGAGAAGAUGUACCUUGAUUUAAUCCGUGCUCUGGGAGCACUGAUGAAUAUGAAAGAGCUGACAGGAAUGCAGUCGGUGAGACAUCUUCCUCAGGAGGAGAGGGAGAACGCAGGGCUGCAGAGACAGAAGGACCUAGAGCUGCUCUACGAUAAGAUCCGUAAACUCAAGAGCCGUCUGGAAAGAAAAGAAGAAAUGCUAAAAGAUUAUGAGUCCAGUGCUGAGCAGCUCAGGCUGAACCAAGCGUCCCUGCACACGUGCCGGGAGGAGGUGGCCAAACUAGAGGAUGAAGUCCACAGGGAAGCGGAGGAGAAGGCGCUGCUGAAGGAAGCACUGGAGAGGAUGCAGGUCCAGCUGAACCAGGAGAAAAGGCUGAACCGGGUGGCAAAGCUGCGCCAGAGCCUCGUCCAGGACAAUGAGAAGAGAAGCAAGAAGGAGCUUCCAAGGGGUGCCCGUUCCCAAAAAGGCCARGUUGUAAAGCCCGCAGCCCCCAAGUUUUCACUUCUGGAGAAGCGGAAGGUGAGCGAGAGCGCGGCAGCCGCGCACAAGACGGCGAGCGCGUAG